AAGGUUUCCGCUCGUGACAGUGAGCUGUUGGACCAAGUCCACUCUCCUUGGCCAACCAUAUUCCGAACUGAGUCCCAAGUUCCGGCCAAGCUGCCCCGUUUCUGGUGAAGUUUUAGGGUGCUGAUGUCACGCGCGCGCUUCUUGACGAACACGGUUGACAAUUCCAUCCUGGUCGGCUGCCGUAUCGCCGACGCUGAUUGGCUUGAAGAGUAGCUUGUUGCUAUGGAUGCUGUAAAUACACACCGACGAAUGUUUUGGACGAGCUGCCCGUUUCUGCUCAACGUCUGAGUAUGCCCAGGAUUGACAGGACAUCCACACACGGCAGCAACCACAGUGAGUCAGCAAGUCAAGAGGACUCAGCAGACCAGUCAGCGGGCACUUUGUUUCCCAUUCAGAGUUUUUCUCCUCGAUUCCUCCUUCGAAUGUCAACCGCACAUGCUUGCUUGCGACCAUCCCGCCUUGUUGGACUAGGAUCUUGGCUCACUGCUGUCGCCCACAGCUAGCUUCCCCCAGCAGAAUCCCUUCAAACACCCCCAGUCCCACCCCUAUCUUCCGCCCUCUUACUCAUCUCAUCCGCUUUUCCCUCCCUCAUUUCCCCUCACACGGGCGUUUAUUCGAUGGGGGCCUCACUUCACACUACUAGUGGCUUCUCUUCGUGUCACAUUCACUAGUACAUGGCAAAUUCAAUGAAUUGUAAUUCUUCGCUGGAAUUUUGUAGACUGCCUCGCCGUGACCUGUCUGCUUAUCUCCUAAGGUAGCUAUUUGUGUGGUCUCGUCAUAAGCGGCUCUCGGCGCGUGUACGUGGGCACAGCACCUGACGAGAUUUGGAAUCUAGUUUCUGAAUGUAACACCUGCCCGAUAGAUCUAGAAACUCCUAGCCGCAGCACUGGCUAGGUUAAAGUAGUAACCUACGAGUCAAACUCAUUGGAACCUUUCCACCACCUCUGCCUUUCCGCCACAACGAAAGCGGAAUUCGAUCGCCGCAACGGACGAUACGGCGCCUGCUUUCACGGAUUAACUGAUAAAACUCGUCGGCCCGUUCAUGUGACGGCGCGUUAGAGAGCAGCUUCGCGGAGAGCGACAGUACUGAGCUCUCAGGUGAGAGAGCGUGAAGGAGUGGGAGAGCAAAGAGAGGAGCCAUGAAAGGGUGGUCCAAGGACAGGAGUCGCUUGAAGAAAGAGCAGAACAGCACUGCGGACAAGGGGCGAGGGGGGCUGCGAGAGGGAGGGCGAGGGGAAGGGAGAGCGGGUGGGGCCCAUGGGCGGCGAGGCGAGGGAGGUGGUAAGGAGGAGGAGGAGGAGGAGGAGGCGCUGGUGCUGGUGCUCGGCGUGGCGGUGGACGGCCGCUUCGUCGCCACCCAUGUCAGCGACGACCGCUACAUCCCCGUCGCGCACGACGCGCUCCUUCACGCGCCACCGCACGCCAACCCGUACUCCAUAGCACAUGGGAACACCAUGGUGCUGCUCCUGCACCAACUCGUGCCGCACUCCCACCACCACCACCAUCAUCACCUGCAGCAGCAGCAGCAGCAACGGCACUCCCCUCCGGCCUGCAUGACGCUGUGCGCGUCUGGCCAUGCGAAACGCCAGCAGCGAUGCCUGUCUCUGGACGGCUGCUCGCCGUCCCCCCUCGACCCGACGUCGGCCGUACACACCGUCACGCUCUCUCUCCCUCGCUCCGCCACCCCGCACAGGGAGCAGUCGCCCCUCAUGCAUGGCGCAACCCGCGCUGACACGUCCUCUCAACCAUCCUCUCCGAUCCUGUCACCACCACCAGCAGCAGCACCAGCAGCAGGAGCGUCAGCAGCGGCAGGAGCAGCAUCCUCUCGGGUAACAGCAGUGCUUGUGGCUCGGACGUUCCCAGGAGUGCUGGACCGAGGCAAGGGUUAUGCUCUCCUCUCCUCCGUACUCGCCAACAACGCAGCAGCCGCAGCAGCAAGCACAGCAGCUACCCCCAUGCGCAAAGACCCACUAUCAUCCGCUCCGUUACAAGCAGAACUGCACCUCAAAGCGCUGGCCACGCCCCUGCGCGCGCCGGCGGCAGAGGAGGAGCCGCUGUUGCUAUACCCGGACGCCCCCAGGGCGUACCUGGUGCAGCCCGCCGGGCCUGGCCCCGAGGUGGAGGCGGAGAUGCGCGAGAUGAAGGAGCAGUCGAUGCGGCAGCUGGAGGACGAGCUGGACCUCAUCAACGAGCUCAUCUGCCAGGAGGAGGAGCAGGGAAAGCACGCGGCCGCAAAGCCGGGGGGUGUUGCUGCUGGCGGGAAGGCCACGGGAGGUGCUGUGUCGUCUGUGUCUGCUGGGACCGGUGCUCGGGUUGCAAACCGGGAAGCAGCGGGUGUUGGGUCGAUUCCAGGUGCUCCGAGUUUUUACUCCGCGUCUCCAAUAGGUGCGUCAGCGGUAUCAGCAGCUUCGCCUGCAGCGGCGGCGGCGGCGGGGACAGCUGAAGCAGGCACAGGAGCAGGCGUCGCAGCGGCAGCAGUAGGGGGAGCACAGGCAAUGAAGGCAGACGCAGGUAUGUGGGCUGGACUGAAACGAACCGUGCCCAGUUUCUUAGGGGGGCUGGGAGGAAGAGAGCCAAGGACAGCAGCAGCAGCAGGAGUGAGCGGAGUGAGCUGGUCAGCGGAGAAGCGGCGAGCGCGCAGUGCGGAGAUUCAAGCGCUGGUGCCCUCCUCUGCUCCCCUCUCCCACACCCACACCUCCACCCAGUCAUGGGCCCUUGCCGAAUCACACGCUGCUGCGGCUGCGGCUGCUGCUGCUGCCACUGUUACGAGUGCAGGCAGCGGGAGGACGGGCCCUCAGUGCCAUUCCUUUCAGCAGGUGCGGAGUGGGGAGUAUGUGGGCAAGAGUGUAGGGGAAGGCGGGCAUGGCGCGCCGGGAUUGCAGGGGGUGCAGGGGGGUCCGGUGCAGGCAGCAGCGGGGGGAAGGAGGGGCUGGUCUGUGGAUUUCUGUCAGACGCAGCACCACUCUCAACCACACAGUUAUCAGCAGCAGCAUGGGCGUCAUGACGACCCCACUUUGUGCUCGCACCCCUUACAGCCGCUACUGCCAGAGCAGCAGCAGGGGGAGGAGGCGGAGGGAGCAGUACUGGGAGCAGCAGGAGGAAGAGCACCCUCGGAGAUGGCUCCAUCGGCGGCCAUGUGGGACAGCUCUGCUCUGCAGUGCCGAUCCCUCGGCUCCAAAGCUAGUUCCGAUAUUUUCCCCAAACGGCUGGGGGGCGAGUGGGGCAAAGUCCUGAGAAAAGGAUGGUCCGCGGAGUACCCGCCUGGCGCCACUGCUAUGCUGGCUGCUGCUGCUGCGGUUGACAGCACCACAGCUGCUGCUGACAGCACGGGCGUGGUGGUGGGUAGUGCUACAAUGCCUGCACUCGCUGCUGCCGCCGCCGCUGCUGCUGCGGCGGCUGAUAGCCAUGGUUUGGAGAACCAGGACCCGAAACUGCUCUCACGCCCCUCCCAUCCCCAUGCCCACCUCCACCCCCUCCACCACCCCACCCCCACCUCCCCCGGCUGGUCCCACCACCUGAGCCGCUCCCUCAAGCUUAACCCGGACCUCUCCCGCGUCUCCCCAGCCGAAACCUUCCCCUCCGCUGCCCCCCCUCGCGCCUCCGUGUCCUUCUGCGCCUAUCCCGCCUCGUCCUCCUCUGCAGAGCCCGUUCGCCCUGCUGCUGGCGGGUCCGUUGCUGGUACCGAAAGGCUGGCUGCAACUGCUGCUGCUGCUGCUGCCGCUGCAGCAAGAGCGGCGCCCAGAGUGGGCGUGGAAGGGGGUGAGGGGAAGGAGCAGAGCUCAGGAGAGGUGCGGCGGCAGCUUGGGGAGCUGAUCUCUCGAUGGGCCGAGGGACCGCUGGCUGCUGCCGCUGCACUGGGAGGCUGGAGGAGAGGCGGGGAGAGCAGUGCGGGGAGAACAGGGCGGGAGGGGUACGAGGAGAUGGGCGCGGAUGGGGAGGAGGCGAGGGGGAGGAGAGGGAAUUCGGGGUCUAUGUUUGGAUUGUCUGCGCUGGAGCUGCUGGGGGGGGGUGGGGGGUCAAGGAGGCUGAGAGCGGAAGGGGGUGGCGGCAGCAAUGGUGUGUAUCAGUCCUCUCACGCCAAGAAACAGGCUGUGUGUGAGAUAACAGAGGAGGUUAGCGGAGGCAGCAGAAGCGAAGCAGCAGCGGUGGCAGCAGAGGCGGCAGCAGCGGCGGCAGCGUGUUCGGUGCUGACGGCUGCAAUGAGGGGAGUGCAGCCAGACCUGCACGUGAUACUGCCCAACACAACCCACAGUGCGCAGCAGCAGCAGCAGCAGCAGCAGCAGCAGCACCACGUGGGUGCAGAGUCGGAUAGGGCGAUGGCAGCGGAGAUCCACUCGCUGCUGACAGGCCUGCAGGAGCAGAGGCGAGGCAAGGCACAGCUCACACAGUACCACCCCGGACUCACACCGGGGGGCUCGGACGCACAUGCAGGGGAGGGGGCGGGGAGCGGAGUGGUUGACGGGGUGAAGGAUGGAGCGGUGCACAUAGAGAUGGGAGAGGAGCACACGUGCGAUGUGCCUGGGAUGCAGGAUACCUGCCACAAGAACCCCCUUGUUGCAGGUCCGUGUUCGCUGCUAUCUUCUCGCUUGGGGAUAUUCUACAAGUGCGCCAUCGUCAUCUUCCUGAUAAGCAUUAUAGUUUGCGCCUGCUUCUUCAUUGGCUGGAUUGUACACUGCCAUGGGAUCACCUGCAAUAAGUAACAUCCCCAAUGUGCUGCAUCAGGCCCUGCUCUAUCUCUCGGCUCCUCCCUAGUUUAUGCCCAUGGGUAAUGUUUCUUUCUUUACCUAGGUUUAGUUUAUCACUUUUACAGAGUGGUAAUGUUCAUGUUUUGAUGUUACUCAGCGGUACAGAAUGGUCAGUUUUAACUUUAAAACGGUUGAGAGGUUUGUGCCUCCGUAGUUUGUCUUCAGGUUACCAAGCCGCCGUUUAUGCACGUGCUGAAGUCUGGAAAUCGAAGGGGCGUGGUUUGGCAUGAAUGGCUGGCGAGUGAUGCGACAAACAAAUGCUGGCGAAACUCCAUGGCAAGCGUUGCGACUGUCGCUAAAUAUGAAUCAGGUAUGGCACACGAGGAGACACGAGGACUCGGAAGAUUUCCGCGGAUGAU
Molecule: messenger RNA, 5104 nt
Organism: Closterium sp. NIES-67
Lineage: Eukaryota; Viridiplantae; Streptophyta; Zygnematophyceae; Desmidiales; Closteriaceae
Source: the annotation of a GenBank genome assembly